AUGGAAGAUUUCCAUGAAGAGACGCGCGAGGCACGGGACGAGACCUUCAAUCCGGAUCUGAUCCGCGCGAUAUUCAAGCUUGUGUGGAGCCGGCGGACCGGCAGGGGCGGCGUCGUCGACGAGGCCGUAGACGUCGAGCCUGCUGCGGAGACGUCAAGGAGGAACCGGAGUACCUCUGCCAAUGCAAGUGCACUUCAAGUGAGCUGCGAACUUCUUCGGAUGUUUGUCGCAGAGGCUGUCCAGCGGUGUGCUGUUAUCGCUGAAGCAGAGGGGACGACCACAAUUGAGCCCACCCACCUGGAGCGAGUUUUGCCGCAGCUUCUUCUGGACUUCUAG
This is a messenger RNA of Triticum turgidum subsp. durum (durum wheat), 336 nucleotides long. Lineage: Eukaryota; Viridiplantae; Streptophyta; Magnoliopsida; Poales; Poaceae. The record is from the annotation of a GenBank genome assembly.